UCAAAAUGAAGAGACAGGCUUGUCAUUCUGGUACACUGUUUUUUGGAUCAUUAUUGCUGUGGGCUGUUGACUGUGUGAAGAGCAGUCCACCUGAAUACUCUGUCUCUGUAGGGGGAUCAAUAAUCCUGAAUUGUGUGAACUUUACUGGUUUACAUGGAGGGAAAGUCCAGUGGUCACGUGUCGUAAACAAUCUCAAUCAACUUUUGAUUACCAGAGAAAGAAAUAGUAGUAUAAAAGGAAUUAAUGAUGCUGAGGCCCGAUUUGAUCUUCUUACAAGGUCCCUUCUCAUAAUGAGGAUAAAAACUGAAGAUGCUGGAAGCUAUGAAUGUAACCGCAAGCUUGUGGCACAUCUGAAGGUGCUGGAGUCUGGCCCAACUAGGUAUUCCGUGUCAGAGGGGGGUUCGGUGAUCCUGCGCUGUGGAGUUUCACCUCCUCAAGAGAGUAAGAGUGUAAAGUGGGUGCACAAAGAGAUUGGAGAUACUGCUCCAAAGACUAUUGUGACAAGAGAUGAGAAUGAUAAUAAUGACAUAAGAAAUGGGAGAUUUCAACUACAUAAAGACUCUACUCUUCAGAUAGAUAAAGUAAAGACAGAAGACGCUGGGAGUUACAAAUGCAAUGAGACAGUUGUUGCGGAAUUACAGGUCCUGCCUGGUCCUAGCUCACAGUACCACAGACCCCAAUUCUAUGUCUCAGAGAAUGAGACUGUCAGCCUGCGCUGCUUGGAUACCGAGACACACGUGCAGAUAGUGGCCUGGAGCAGGGAGAACAUUGCAGGAAGAGCAACUGUCCUUUCAUCCAGAGAGCCGAACGGGAUGAUCAGAUAUGGAAUUAACGGGCAAGAUAUGCGAAUGCAAGUUCUUGAGGACAACUCCCUGUCUAUAGUGGGAGUACAAACGCGAGAUACCGGCACUUAUCAGUGUAAUAGAAGUGAUGUUGCAGAUUUAAUGGUGUUGUCUGUGGCCUUGAACAAAACUAAUUCUGUCGUGGAGGGAGAUCAAGUUGUUGUCACAUGUAAAAUCCACGACCGAUUCAAUAAUCAUUCCCAUACCUUGACGAUGUCAGUUGAUCAAGAAACACUCAAAACUUCUAAAGGGACAACAGUAAAUGAGACGCUGCCCGCUAUGAGCGAGACCGACAUGAAGAAAACAUUCCAGUGCAGAGUGGAGAUGGGGGGGACCGUGAGAGCAAAGACAUCGUUGACUCUUCACAUACAAGGUACCUCUAGAAAGGAGGAUGAAAAUGAAAGAGGCACAACACCUAGGAACACCGGUACCGCUACUGGAAAAAGUGGCAAUGGACAGAAGGACAAUAACAAAGACAGUCAGAAAGGAAAGAAAGGCUCAACAUUCGUGAUUUUCGUCAUCCUGAUUGUAGGUUUGCUUGCAGUUUUGGCUCUGGGCACUGCAGUUGUGUGGAUGAAAAAAAGAAACAAACAGAAAGGUUCAUAGACCAACCAAUGUCUGCCUGUUGUGUUAAAAGACAUGAAAAAAACAGAGCACCGCUCAUGAAGAAUGGUUGGCUUACCAUUUUGCCACUGGAAUGAAUUACUGCAAUCCUUUUUUGCUGGCCUCCCCAAAUAAUCUCUCGCCCCUCCAACAGUUGGUUUUGAAUGCAGCCACUUGUGUUACCACUGUAUUGUAUUGUAUUGUCCUGCAUCUGUUUUAAAUAAUAAUAAAACAAUAAAUAAAACGCUAAUUUACAGCAUCUUAUGGCAUUUAAGUCUAGACUGACUUAAAAGGCUCUUGUAGUAACAUUUAUUGUUAUUAUAUGUAUAUAAUAGCAAUGUCUUUUAAAACAUCAUUCAAUGUUUUUCUAGAGUGCUGACUAGACACAUCCAUUUGCAUGUUGUUUUUGUUGGCCCUAUUCCGAAUAAAAUACAACUGAUCAUCAUAGACCAGUGGGCGGCUUCUUUAAUAAGAGUCUAGAACAGUGUCAGGAAUAUCAAACAAUAUUUUAUUUACAACAGAAAAAAAAAAAAUCUUUAAAAAACUUUGUGAAAAGACUAUUUUUGACUGAACUCAGUCAAAUUUAAAGUUCAUUUAAAGUUAUAA
Polyodon spathula (Mississippi paddlefish) is the source of this 2051-nucleotide messenger RNA. RefSeq lists its product as uncharacterized. Gene Ontology annotation, biological process: T cell activation; positive regulation of ERK1 and ERK2 cascade; interleukin-15-mediated signaling pathway. Gene Ontology annotation, cellular component: external side of plasma membrane; membrane raft. The record is from RefSeq and is a predicted model, not a curated record. Bases 6 to 1448 code for a protein of 480 amino acids. Lineage: Eukaryota; Metazoa; Chordata; Actinopteri; Acipenseriformes; Polyodontidae. The transcript is spliced from 9 exons. Gene Ontology annotation, molecular function: protein tyrosine kinase binding; MHC class II protein binding.